This is a messenger RNA of Condylura cristata (star-nosed mole), 994 nucleotides long. It is a transcript of the gene INKA2, whose product is annotated as family with sequence similarity 212, member B. The record is from RefSeq and is a predicted model, not a curated record. Gene Ontology annotation, cellular component: nucleus. Lineage: Eukaryota; Metazoa; Chordata; Mammalia; Eulipotyphla; Talpidae. The coding region runs from base 12 to 818 and encodes 268 amino acids. Gene Ontology annotation, molecular function: protein serine/threonine kinase inhibitor activity; protein kinase binding. The transcript has a single exon.
UCUCCUCCCAGAUGUCCAUGAAGGAGGUGGGCGAUGGCUUGCAGGAUCAGAUGAACAGCAUGAUGGGGGCCCUGCAGGAACUGAAGCUCCUACAGGUACAGACGGCCCUGGAACAGCUGGAGAUCUCUGGAGGGGGUCCUGCCCCUGGCUGUCCUGAAGGCCCGGGAACGCAGCCCCAGGCUUCUGGAUGGGAGGACAGCAGAGAUCCAGCCAGACCUCCCUCCAGCCAAUCUUCCCCAGUGGGCAGCAAUUCUGCACCCCACAGGAGUGUCUGUGAGAAGGGUCCGACCCCCCUGCCGAGGACACAGCUGUGGGAGCAGCAGGGCCCCCCGGAGCCUGAUGACUGGACCUCCACAUUGAUGUCCCGGGGCCGGAACCGGCAGCCUCUGGUGUUAGGUGACAACGUUUUUGCGGACCUGGUGGGCAACUGGCUGGACUUGCCAGAACUGGACAAGGGUGGGGAGAAAGGGGAGGCUGGAGUGUCAGGGGGCCCCAAAGGAGAGCGGAACCAGCCUCGAGAGUUGGGCCGCAGGUUCGCCCUGACGGCCAACAUCUUCCGCAAGUUCCUGCGCAGCGUGCGGCCGGACCGAGACCGGCUGCUGAAGGAGAAACCCGGCUGGGUGACGCCCACCGCCCCUGAGCCUCGAGCCCGGCGCCCGCAGAAGGUCAAGAAGCGGAGCCACGCCAAGGGUGCUGGACCUCUCCCCUUUCCGGGCACUGCGGAGUCCAGGGCCGGCGACAGUCAUUCCUCAGGUUGCCCCAAGGCCCUGGAACCUGCACCCUCCGGCUUUGAUAUUAACACAGCCGUUUGGGUCUGAAUCUUAGAGACAGAAAUUUGCUGAACCCCGAAAAGGCCAGUCCCCAUGCUGGGCCCCUAGGACUGACAGAGGGAAGGCGGAAUGGUGCUUAAAAGCCAAACUCCAAAUUCUUUUCCUUCCGAAAGGAGAAAGGAGGGGGGAGAACACAGUGCUGGAGCAGGGGACUGCUGUGGGGG